AUGGACACAAGAAAUACCUUUUUACGGACUGCUGACGCAAUAUUUCAAUGGCCCUCAUCACUGCAGUUACGGUAAAUGGUGGAUACCCAUAAGUUUAAUGACAAAAUCUUCCUUAAAAAGAUCCGAUAAAAAAUGGUUAACACCGCAAAACCCGUCUUUACCUGUGAUUCAUGCUAAAGAUGACUGGAUAAUAGUCGACAUUCGGCAAGCAGUAUUACUAUCAGAUAUAACUUUACAGAUGUCGAUCGUGAGGAUCGGCACAAAAGAUGGACCUUUUCAUUGCUCUGAGGUUCUUGCCUGCGCACUAUUAAAGCUGCUACUACAGUAUAAGAAUGCGUCUAUAGUGAGAUCUCGAGAUCGGAGUGUCUUAGAUAACUGUGAUAUCGUAGUAGGUGUUGGCGGCGAGUAUGAUCCUCUCAGACAUCGAUACGACCAUCACGUGAGAGAAUUCCAGGAAUCAGUGAGUACUAUUGUAAAGAAAUCAGGGUACAAUUGGACAAAUAAAUUAAGCAGUGCGGGAUUGAUCUACUGCCAUUUUGGUCAUGAUAUAUUGAAGAGAAUACUUUCGGACGUAACCAAGGACGUACUCGAGGAUACAAACGUUGAUGAAAUCUUUAAGAUCAUUUACGAUACGUUUAUCCAGGAAAUCGACGCUAUAGAUAACAAUGGGCAAAUGUACGAUGCAGAGCCAUUUUAUCGAUCAACUACCGAUUUAAGCGCGCGCGUAAGCAGAUUAAACUUAUACCAGGAUGAGAAUAUCAAGACACAAUUUGAGAAAGCUAUAGCUUUGGCUCAGGAUGAAUUUUUGGAAAUUUUGCACGUCACAAAGAACAUUUGGUUACCGUCAAUUACAGACGUGCGACGUGCUGUAGAGAAUCGGUUCGAAGUUGAUUCGAGCGGAGAGAUAGUAAUGGUGCCACAAUCAUCGCGGUGCCAAAAUAUGUGGCGGUUUGUGUUUUAUUUGGCAGAGGAAAUGAACAUCUCGCCAUCAAUAAAGUACGCCAUUUCUAAGACUGAGAAUAGUUAUCGUAUUAAGUGUAUGCCGGUUAGUUCCGAGCGCGCAAUGUUAUUGCCGGAAGCGUGGGGCGGUUUGCAGAGUGAUGCCCUUGUAAAAGUCUGUGGAAUUGAAGGCGCUGUACGUGUAGAUUCCAAUCGGAAAACCGGCGUUCACAAAAUUAAGAACGGCGCAAUGGCUAUGGCACGGAAAGCGCUCAAAAUUGGGAAAAGUGUGCAAGAUCGGAAAGAGAUGGCACCACUUAGACAGCAAAAUUCUCUCCAGUCUGUACCGCAGGUGCCUCCGCAGCCUCUACAAGCAUCUGGUGUCAACUCUAUCGAACAGCAGCAACAGCAGCAGCAACAGCAACAGCAGCAACCUCAAAAUAAUGCUGGAGGUACUUUUCCGCCUUAG
This is a messenger RNA of Temnothorax curvispinosus, 1408 nucleotides long. RefSeq names its product UPF0160 protein MYG1, mitochondrial-like. Gene Ontology annotation, cellular component: nucleus; cytoplasm. The transcript has 8 exons. The record is from RefSeq and is a predicted model, not a curated record. The annotation marks the transcript as partial. NCBI's taxonomy places the organism in Eukaryota, Metazoa, Arthropoda, Insecta, Hymenoptera, Formicidae.